AUGCCACCGCGACAGAUAUUGCACUGGGGGAUUUCAGGGCGUUCGGCACCACGGCUACAACAGCCAGGGCCAACGGGAGGCGAAUGUGACCGCGUCCACCUAGCUCGCUUUGCGCCGCCUGCUGCUCCGGCGUCGAUAUCGACAUCCCAUCACGGCGGAAACGCAGCGGCAACUGGGGAAUUUGGCAAAAUCACGAGGCCGGGGAUCCCGUCGGGACGUGGGCUACGGCGUGUGCUUGGCGAUUUGGAAACGUGCGCCGCAGACCUCUUGCCCUUCUCUUCGAAUUCGAGUCCGGAGCAGCUCGUGGCGAUAGCCGGGUCAAAGCUGCGGUCGUGCAGAGAAGCGAUCUUCUCGCUUCUGCGAUGGUUGGAUACCCAGCAGAAAGAAGUGAAUGCCCCGCCCGAGAAUCCCUAUGCAUCAAAAUAUGUUCUGCCGGGUAGCGCUCGAGAUGCAGAAAUGCAUAGUAGGGAGGCAGACAUUGAGAAACGGGCUGCGGCCGUGGAUGCACAGGGCCAAAGUUGCGAGGUGACUGUUUGCCGCCCCUUCGAUGUCCCGCAUGCAUGUUCCAAUUCCAGGCAGAUGACCACGGAGGAUAAGAAGAUGUGCAGCAUGUGCAAUCCCCGAAGCGAAGAACUCAUCGGCAAGCAUUGUGCGAAGCAACGGCAGCGUCAGCAGAAUGUCCUCUUCCUUCUUCUCGGUAUGCUCGCUACAAUACCAGCUAUUGCAAUAAUCCUUGUCUUCCUCCGGAAAGCAAAAGGGAGGAGUCGGCGUGGCCUGCGAACAGGUCCCGCAUACAGCAGCGAACAAGGGGGUGUGCUCCCUGGUGUCAUGUCAACAAUCCAAAAAUCCAGGGGUUUAGACCGGAUGUCAGACGUGGAGAAGGACCCUGCGGCAAGCUGGAAUGGCAAGAUAUGUUCGGCGCCAUCCCUGGGCAUCUCGGAGCAGGACCUAUCCUCAACCCAUGAAUAUCCAACGCAUAAUCAAGGAAGACCACAGUUCCCCCAUCCCCCUGCAGCGAUUCGUUGA
Histoplasma capsulatum G186AR is the source of this 1026-nucleotide messenger RNA. RefSeq lists its product as uncharacterized. The record is from RefSeq and is a predicted model, not a curated record. Lineage: Eukaryota; Fungi; Ascomycota; Eurotiomycetes; Onygenales; Ajellomycetaceae. The transcript has a single exon. The coding region runs from base 1 to 1026 and encodes 341 amino acids.